Molecule: messenger RNA, 1053 nt
Organism: Cajanus cajan (pigeon pea)
Lineage: Eukaryota; Viridiplantae; Streptophyta; Magnoliopsida; Fabales; Fabaceae
Product: dihydrofolate reductase
Source: RefSeq, a predicted model, not a curated record
UAGGUUUGAGUGGCAGGAGAGAGUACAUAAUAUUUUGGAAUCGUUUUGGUUUGAGCAACACAAAAGCUAACAACAUGGGAAGCGAAGGCGCGAGGAAACCUAGAAUCCUCUGCCUUCAUGGGUUUCGAACCAGCGCUGAAAUUCUCAAAACGCAGAUUCAUAAGUGGCCCCAAUCCGUCCUAGACAACUUCGAUCUCGUCUUCGUCGAUGCCCCUUUUCCCUGCCAAGGCAAAUCCGACGUCGAAGGAAUUUUCGAUCCCCCUUACUACGAGUGGUUUCAGUUCAACAAGGAAUUUACAGAGUACACUAACUUUGACGAGUGUCUCAAGUACAUUGAGGAGUGCAUGAUCAAACACGGGCCUUUUGAUGGGCUUCUUGGUUUUUCACAGGGUGCGAUAUUAUCAGCUGCGCUGCCCGGUCUUCAGGAGAAGGGCAUGGCACUGACAAAGGUUCCGAAGGUGAAAUUCAUUAUAAUAGUAGGAGGGGCAAAGUUUAGGUCAGCUUCGGUAGCCGACAAAGCAUAUUCUUCUCCUAUUGCCUGUCCCUCCCUUCACUUUCUAGGGGAGACAGAUUUUUUGAAGAAGUAUGGACUUGAACUACUUGAAUCCUGUGUUGAAGCAGUGGUGAUUCACCACCCCAAGGGACACACAAUACCAAGAUUAGAUGAUAAGGGCUUGAAGACCAUGAUGGAUUUCAUAGAAAAAAUUAAGGAGAUAGGUGAAAAUAAGAAAUGAAUUUAGACGACGGCGAGCUAGUGCUUCAAAAUGAUUUUUCAUUUUAGCAUAAAUUAAUACCAUUAGUGUAUCGUGCUUUUAUAGAACUUUGCUUUUGUUUUAUCCUCGAUGGUCAUAUUUCAAGAUAUAUGUAGAGGCUGUGCCAAAUUUGUCACAGCAUUCACUCCCAUCUUCCCAUAUGUUCCUCUUUUUUUUUUAAUGGUUCAUUAGCCAAUAUUUGUUCUUUGUCCACUAUAAAGGCUAAAAUGAAAGAUGAUAAACUGUUGAUGACAACUUUUUCAGUAUUUGUCUUGGGAAUUACAAAAACUGCACCAUCUUU